AUGGCGCUCAAUGCCUCCUCGCACAACGUCACCGGCGAGAAGACGACGCCUAAUACCGCUCCCCCGCCGGCCCUGAGCGAGGACAGCAAGAAGGACAUACUCGAGGCUGCCAAUGCCGACGGUACCGGUCAGUCUGCGCCUGGUCGUGAGAACGAGAAAGGCGUAGAACAGAAGGAGAAGUCGGCCAAAGAGCUUGAGAAGGAGCGCAAAAAGGCAGAAAAGGACGCAAAAUUCAAAGCGAAGAAGGCUGCUCAAGCCGCGCCUGGAGGAGCCAAAGAGGGUGCUGCUACGAAGGAGAAGAAGAAGAAGGGCAAAGAUGAGCAGCAACUACCCGACUAUGUCGAAGAGACACCCAAGGGAGAGAAGAAGCGCCUCCAGAGCUUAGACGGCCCACACACCAAGGCAUACGUUCCCAAGGUUGUUGAAUCAGCCUGGUCUGACUGGUGGGAGAAGGAAGGCUUCUUCAAGCCUGAGCUCCAGCCGAACGGAGACGUCAAAGAAGCCGGAAACUUCGUAAUCCCCAUUCCACCCCCAAAUGUCACAGGCAAGCUACACUGCGGACACGCCCUAGCCACAUCACUGCAGGAUGUCAUGAUAAGGUGGCAUCGCAUGAGAGGCUUCACUACACUAUACCUGCCUGGUUGUGACCAUGCUGGUAUUGCUACACAGAGCGUAGUCGAGAAGAUGCUCUGGAGACGAGAGAAGAAAACGAGGUACGACCUUGGCCGGAAAGCCUUCAUCGAGCGGACCAUGGACUGGAAGACAGAGUACCACCAGCAUCUUACGAACACCUUGAAGCGCAUGGGUGGUUCAUUCGACUGGACCCGAGAGGCAUUUACCAUGGACGCGAAUCUUUCCCAAGCCGUGACUGAGAGCUUCGUUAAGAUGCAUGAAGACGGUCUGAUCUACCGGUCGAAUCGUCUCGUCAACUGGUGCACACAGCUCAACACGGCUCUAUCCACUCUCGAGGUUGACAACAAAGAGCUUACAGGCAGGACGCUUCUCUCUGUGCCUGGAUAUGAGCGGAAGGUCGAAUUUGGUGUCCUCACGCACUUCAAGUAUCCUAUCGAUGGCACUGACCAGUUCAUUGAAGUCGCCACUACGCGUCCAGAGACCAUGCUGGGUGACUCGGGCAUCGCCGUUCACCCCAACGACGAGCGUUACAAGCACUUGGUUGGAAAGAAGGCCAAACAUCCUUUCGUCGAUCGCCUACUACCCAUCGUCGCGGACGAGUACGUCGAUCCUGAAUUCGGUACUGGAGCUGUCAAGUUGACUCCGGCGCACGACGCGAACGAUUUCAACCUAGGCAAGAAGCACCAACUUGCUUUCAUCAAUAUCCUGAACGAUAAUGGUACUUUGAACAAGAACACUGGCGAGUUCCAAGGUCAGAAGCGUUUCGAUGUCAGAUAUACUGUUGUUGAGGCGCUGGAGAAGGCGGGUCUGUUUGUCAAGAAGGAAGACAACCCAAUGAAGGUUCCCAUAUGCUCAAGGUCGAGCGACGUCAUCGAGCCCAUCAUGAAGCCUCAGUGGUGGAUGAGAAUGGAGGGGUUGGCUAAGCCUGCAAUUGAGGCCGUCGAGAAUGGCUCUAUCAAGAUUCGGCCGGCGACUUCCGAGAAGGUCUACAUGCACUGGAUGAACAACAUCCAAGACUGGUGUCUGUCCCGACAACUGUGGUGGGGUCAUCAGAUCCCUGCCUACUUUGUCAAUAUCGAGGGCGAGGAGGGUGACCGAAGUGAAAAUGAGCUCUGGAUCACUGGUCGCACAGAAGAAGAAGCACAGAAGAAGGCAGAGAAGCAGUUUCCUGGCAAGAAGUUCUCCUUGGAGCGAGACGAGGAUGUUCUGGACACAUGGUUCUCCUCUGGACUGUGGCCUUUCAGUACGCUUGGAUGGCCCAACGAGACUGCGGACUUCAAGAAUCUUUUCCCCACUUCUGUUUUGGAGACUGGCUGGGACAUUCUAUUCUUCUGGGUCGCUAGGAUGAUCAUGCUGUCGCUUCACCUCACUGGAAAGGUUCCCUUCAAGGAGGUUUACUGCCAUUCGCUUAUUCGCGACUCUGAAGGCAGGAAGAUGUCAAAGUCGCUCGGCAACGUUGUUGACCCUGUUGACAUUAUGGACGGCAUCACUCUGCAAAAGCUCCACGAUCAGCUGCGAGCGGGCAACCUUGAUCCCAAGGAGCUAAAGACGGCCGAGAAGUACCAAAACACAGCUUUCCCGCAGGGCAUACCCGAAUGCGGUGCCGACGCUCUACGCAUGGCCCUUAUUGGUUACACAACUGGUGGCGGCGACAUCUCGUUUGAUGUCAAUGUCAUUCACGGUUACAGGAAGUUCUGCAACAAGAUCUAUCAAGCCACAAAAUAUGUGCUUGGUCGGCUAGGAGACUUCACACCUCGUGCCAAGAUCGCGAAGUCAGGAAAGGAGUCUCUACCCGAGCGAUGGAUUCUCCACAAGCUUACAACCUCCGCCAAGAAGAUUAACCACCAUUUGGAAGCACGCGAGUUCUCUCUCGCCACGCAGGUCGCUUACAAAUACUUCUACGAAUUUCUUUGCGACACUUACAUCGAGAACAGUAAGGCGAUCUUCGACGAAGGCAGCGCAGAAGAGAAGGAGAGCGCCAAGCAGACCCUCUACACGGCUAUUGAGGGUGGUUUGACCCUGAUCCAUCCGUUCAUGCCGUUCUUGACCGAGGAACUCUGGCAACGACUGCCGCGUAGGGAAGGUGACAAGACACCUUCCAUCACCGUCGCAGCAUUCCCGCAAUAUAUCCAAGAGUUUGAUGACGAGGCUGCCGAUGCCGAGUACGAGCUGCUCGUCGACAGCGCGAAGGGUCUCCGGUCCCUCACAGCCGAGUACUCCAUCAAGGAAAACGCAACCACCUUCAUCCAGGCCCUUGAUGAUACGACCCACACUACUCUCUCCACACCAACUUCCCUUCCCUCCAUCCGAUCCCUUGCCGGAAAGACCGUCUCCGACAUCAAGAUCCUCUCGCCCUCCGACCCCGCGCCAACAGGCUGCGCUGUGUACACCGUUGGUUCUGCGGCCACUGCCUACCUCGACGUGAAGGGCCGUAUAGAGAUUGAGAAGGAGAUCACGAAGGCGCAAGACAGACUUGUCAAGGCCAACGACACCAUCACAAGGCAGAAGAAGGUCAUGGAUAAAGAGUGGGAGGAGAAGGUCAGUGAUGUGGUCAAGGACCAGGAGAGGGAGAAGCUGAAGGCUGCGGAGCUGGAAGCGAGGAAUUGGCAGGCAAGUAUUGAGCAGUUUCAGAGGUUGAAACUGGAGUGA
Messenger RNA from Cucurbitaria berberidis CBS 394.84, 3282 nucleotides. RefSeq names its product valyl-tRNA synthetase-like protein. Lineage: Eukaryota; Fungi; Ascomycota; Dothideomycetes; Pleosporales; Cucurbitariaceae. The record is from RefSeq and is a predicted model, not a curated record. Gene Ontology annotation, biological process: valyl-tRNA aminoacylation. Gene Ontology annotation, molecular function: valine-tRNA ligase activity; aminoacyl-tRNA deacylase activity; ATP binding. The coding region runs from base 1 to 3282 and encodes 1093 amino acids. The transcript has 4 exons. Gene Ontology annotation, cellular component: cytosol.